AUGGAUCCCGAGGUAGCCGCAGCGUCUUCGUCGUCGCCGCUGUCGCCGUCGACGCUGUCGCCACCCCCAGCGUCGUCGACAGGGACCACGCCGCCACCAGCGUCUCCCCUUGACGCUGGCGCCUUUCCACACUUGCUUGACGUUAUCAUUGAGAAUGCUCCACUGGCCACGCUGAUGGCCUUUCGCUUGACGUCGUCGACCAUUCGGGACCGCGUCGACAAGGUUCUCUUCCACCACCUCUCCCUGUGGCCUGUCAAGCGGUGGGACCUGCCUGGCCUGCCCGUCGAGUUCCAUUCGUUUCUCGCUGCCACGGGUGGCAGCAGCAGCAGCAGCAGCAAACGGGUGCCUCUGACACUCAACCCCCACUGGGGACGGCGGGUGCGGGUGGUAACGUUCCCAGUCGCCAUGGUCCGCAACUAUCUCGGCUACGACCCGCGGCCACUUGCCAGGCUGUUGCCCAACAUUCGCGUGGUGCGUCUCAUCAACCCCAACCACCAGCCCGUGCUGCCUCUCGCCGCACCCGUCCUCGUCGUCUUCUUGGCGUUUAUCCCCCUCUUCGAGACCGGUACUCCCGUCGACUCGCCACGCGCAAUGCUUACCGCCACUGCCCCGCGUAUUCCGCCGUAUGUCGAGCGCCUAGUCCUCACGGUACGUACGCAACUCGACGACGACGACUGGAGUUCCGGCGGCAUCGUCUCCAUGAUUCAUCCGCAAGACGCGCUCCGUGGCGAGCUCACAGCCGUUGUCGUCAUCUUUGACGUCGCGAGCAAGCUGUAUCCGACCAGGCCCGACGGCGGCGGCCCACUGCAACUGCCCCUGCGGCCGACCGUGUACUCGCACGACAUUCUCGAGACCGUGUCCGACCUCGUCGAGACCAUGGUGUACACCCUCCACCGCGUGCGGUAUACCCUGGUGGACGUGCAUCGAAUGACCCUCCGCCCCCGCCGCCAUGUCGAGACGGCCAUUGCCAGGCAGCUCCAGUCCGAGCUGAGCCGUGGCCGCCCAGAACUCGACGACAUGGACUGCAGGCUCGCGCUUCAGAACGUCGAGUUUCUGUCGUCCAGCGAGUACCGCACCCGUGUGGGCGACGCCCAGUUUGUCAUCGAGACGGACGAGUAA
Apiotrichum porosum is the source of this 1119-nucleotide messenger RNA. RefSeq lists its product as uncharacterized. The record is from RefSeq and is a predicted model, not a curated record. Lineage: Eukaryota; Fungi; Basidiomycota; Tremellomycetes; Trichosporonales; Trichosporonaceae. The transcript has a single exon. Bases 1 to 1119 code for a protein of 372 amino acids.